Molecule: messenger RNA, 3606 nt
Organism: Mauremys mutica (yellowpond turtle)
Lineage: Eukaryota; Metazoa; Chordata; Testudines; Geoemydidae
Gene: BPI
Product: bactericidal permeability increasing protein
Exons: 15
Coding region: 943-2238 (431 amino acids)
Biological process (GO): innate immune response; lipopolysaccharide-mediated signaling pathway; defense response to Gram-negative bacterium
Molecular function (GO): lipopolysaccharide binding
Source: RefSeq, a predicted model, not a curated record
GGCAGGGCUGGGAGGAGAGAAGGGUCCAGAGGAAGGAACGGGCCUAGUUCCCACCACCAGCGUCGAGUGGGCUGGUCCUGUCCCCACAGAAGACACCACCAGAUAACAGAGAAGGCGCUUUUAUCUCCUGCUGCCAAGCUUGACCGGCUACAGAUCUGAGCUUCUUGACCUGGUAGGAAGCUCGUCAGGAGGGCAUCGCUGCGCUGCAGAAGGAAUUAGCCAAGCUGAAGCUGCCGGACUUCUCGGGGUCCUUUAAAGUCAAGCUCUUAGGGAAGGUGCACUACACGUUCUACAGGUGAGACCUUGGGCUUCCGUGCGCAGCCGGCCCCCGCUCUGAGUGCCAGGUGUGGGCAGAGUCCUUCCCAGGGUGGGGCAUGUCCCUGGGGGACCGUUCUUCUCACGCCGGAGAGCCGGGUGCAAGGGGCUCGAAUAAGGUGGAGAGGGAAUUGCGUGGUUCUGCCAAACCUGUUUAUCCAAACCUCCCAGCCAGAGCCGAGUACAAUGUGACCCGGAGCCCAGGCACCCAAGGUUGGGAUAGUGUUUGUGCAAAAUCGGCCCAAUGGGUUUUGCCAAAAAGAAAACCUACCCCCAGCCCAGUUUGUCCCUGUCUGAUUCCAGAGCUAGCCUCUCUCCAGGGAGCAGAGCUCCCGGCGCUGCUGGGUGACCUCUCCUUUCAGGAGACCACGACUAACCCCCCACUCCCACCCCCAGCCCGUCCGACACAAGCAGGUUCCUGUGCUGGCGAAAGCACUUUGUGGCUCUCUCCCAGGAGUGAGGAGAGACCGCGGGUGACUGUUCCCAGGAGGGGGCAUAGCCCCGGGGCACAGCCCCUCCCCGUGCCGCAGGCCUGUCCUGGCGGGGUCACUCGUGAAGGAGUUUGUUCACCCCGACCUGCUCGGUCCUGGGCCCCGUGCGCCCAGCAGUGCUGGUGGGUGUGGGGACAUGGAGGCCUAUGCUCAGGGUGCGGCUGAGAGCCACCUGCCGCUUUUCCCGGGGAGGGUCUGGUUUCCUGCUGAUAGAAUUUCUCUCCCUUGCAGCCUGAACCUUCGCAGUUUCCAGUUGCCGAGUUCACAGAUUGCCCCGAUCCCCAACGUGGGCCUGAAAGUCUCCAUCGCCAACGCCUUUGCCCAGCUGACGGGGAAGUGGAGGGUGAAGAAGAGAUUUGUCAGGGACAGUGGGUCGUUUGACCUGAAGGUUGAGGGUCUCUCUAUCUCUAUUGGUCUGAAGCUGGGCAGCGACUCCUCUGGGAGACCCACCGUUACCACCUCGGAGUGUGGAACCCACAUCUCCAAUGUUCGGGUGCACAUUUCGGGCAGGUUUGGCUGGCUGUACAAUCUCUUUCACAAGAAGAUUGAGUCCAGCUUCAGGAGGACAAUGGAAGGCAAGGUCUGUGGAGUGGUGACCAGCUCAGUCACCACCAAGCUGCAGCCCUAUCUCCAGACUGUGCCAGUCACAGCAAAGAUAGACAAGGUGGCUGGGAUUGAUUACUCCCUGGUUGCACCUCCCGCGGCAACAGCCCAGUCUCUGGAUGUGAAUCUGAAGGGUGAAUUUUUUUCCCUGGCCCAUCGCUCUGCCAUCCCCUUUCCUCCUCCUGCACUGGCCCUCCCGGCGGACCAUGACCGCAUGGUUUACUGCGGGGCCUCCAGUUACUUCUUCAACACAGCCGGCUUUGUGUACCACACGGCCGGGGCCCUGCUCUUCGAGAUCACUGACGCCAUGAUUCCUAAGGAGUUUAAAUUCCAUUUGAACACCUCCACCUUUUCAGCCUUCAUUCCCCAGCUGGAAAAGAUUUACCCAGACAAGCUGAUGAAGCUCAGGAUUAAAACCUCUUCUGCUCCAUUCCUGACGAUCACGCCUGGGAACUUGUCGCUUAUGCCUGUUGUGGAUAUCCAAGCAUACGUCAUCCUACCCAACUCCUCCCUCGUCCCUGUCUUCCUCCUCAGCGCGACCAGCAGCGUUUCAGCCAAGAUUAUGGUGACCUCUGCCCGGAUAGGUGGGACCCUGGAACUUGGCAGGCUGCAGCUGUCACUGAAGCACUCGGACGUCGGCCCUUUCUCCGUGCAGCUGCUGCAGGCGCUCAUGAACUUCUAUGGCUCAAGCAUCCUGAUCCCACGCAUCAACGCGAGACUGAAGGAGGGCUUCCCCCUCCCACUGCCGGCUCGCGUCCAGCUCUCCAAGCUCGUCAUACAGCCCCGCCAGAACUUCCUGCUGUUUGGAGCAGACGUUCGUUACGUGUAGAGAGGCCGAGGCCGAGACGCUGAAAGAAAUGACCGAUAUGAAAAGACAAAACGUUCCUCUUUCCCCUGAGCAGCACCUGGCCUUGUGAAUGGAUAGCAGGCUCCCGCCUUUCCUCCUUGCCUGUGCCGCACCCAUCCUCAUGCCCAGAGAGGGCUCCAGAUUCCCUCCUUCCCCCUGCAAUUCACUGCUACCAAAGCUGUUUGUCCAGGAGUAAAAAACAUGUGAUUUGUCUCCAAAGAAAUUCCUCCCCUGCCUGUCUUGGUCUGGAUCACUGAGCACUGGAUAGACAGAGGAGCAGCAAGUGCAUUUGAACAAAAAGAAAAAAACAAGCAAACGAGCUUCCCUUCCACAGCCUUUGAUUCUAGGAAACCGUUCUGGUAUGUGCUGCUUUCCAGCACACAGGAACCGAUCCAGCUCCCAGGAAAGAUGCCCAUUGGCUGCACUGGGAGUUGGCCCAUGCCCUGAACCAGUCAAUUGAUUUAUUAACACACUUGGGGUGAAGUUCUGAUCCGCAUUAAUGAGCAGUUGUGGCCAUUGCCCUGCGCAGCAGACUGGUUGUGCCAGGUGGAGUGUGGCACGGGGAGAUGCUCACAAUAGAACCUGAGAACGGGCACUCAGAAGGGACGUGUCCAUUGAUUGUGCAGAGCAAUUCAUGGUGUUGCAGAGAGACCAGAAAUGAACAAAAGCCAGGGGGUGAGGCCUGAUUAGCAGGGAGCUGGGAGUCACACGCACCAGGCCCCGGCUGUCAGUCUUCAUCUGAGUUCUGGCCCUAGUUUUGUUAAGUGUUGUGUGCAACUGAAAAUACCCACGCACCCUACCGGGACGUUAGCAUCUAAGCUGGGGGUUCCUCCACCUUUCCCCCAGUAGACAGACAUUGUCUCAUGGCCCACUGCCCCGCACACUCCCGAUGCUGGGUCGGCUCUGGGGUAGCUAUGGCAAUUGCUUUCAUGGAUCAGUAACACGUGGCAGCAUUUGCUGUAUCUGCUGCUGUCUCUUUAACGCAGUGUAGCAGCUAGCAAUGAAGGGGGGCAGGGGAAGGAGAACCAGCACCAUGUGACCUGCCAGCUCGCUGCACAUUUUAUAAUGACGAGAAAACCCUGGAAAAAAGGCACAUUGGAAUUGUGGGUUCCUCAAAACAGGGCUCCCGGUCCCGCAUCUCCCCCGAUCCACUUUGCACUCUGACCAGCUGUAACCUAUUUAUUCACACUGCAGCGUGCUCCAGUGGAAAGUAUGUUAGAAAGAGGAACACAUGUUUUAUUGUGCUAUUGGCAAAUAAAACACUCUGAUAAAGGCAGACAUUGCGGAAGGUUUUUUCAUCUAUUUCUGUGGCCCCUCAGCAGAACGGUUACUCCGAGGAAGUACCUGACA